CAUUCUGUCAUUUCGAUUGCGGCAUUGCAAUGAACACUAUACCAGUUGUUGUAUGAAUACCUACCUACACGAGGUUGUAGUAUUUUUACGAUUGCUUCAGCGCUUCGAAAAAGACAAUCGAAAAUCAAACAAAAUUAUUUAAAACAAAAUAACGUAAUAACAAAUUAUUUAUUAUAUCAAACAGUAUUUAUUUUUCGUUACAAUUAUUUAUGUGAAUCGUUCUCAUAUUGUAUUUCCGAACAAUUCUGUGACGCACGAUCUAUUCAAUACCUAUGCUAUUAUAUAAUACGAAUUACGAAUUAUAAUUAUUAAUUUUUUUUUUUUUUGAACAAUGAAAUUCAUAUGUUGUGUAUUUUUGUGUGGUGUUUUGUGGAGUUCACCAUCACAUAGUUUUAAAAAAAUACGUGUGGGUUUAGGUGAACCGAAUUCACCGUUAACUAAAAAUGUGAUCGACGUUGAAGACAAAUGGUUUAUACAAAAACUAGAUCACUUUAAUCCUACUGAUAAUAGAACAUGGAAACAGAGAUAUCAAGUAACCCAGAAAUAUUACAAAAAGGAUGGCCCUGUGUUUUUGAUGAUAGGAGGAGAAGGUCCUAUUUCAGCCAAAUGGAUGUACAGUGGGGCUUGGAUUAAUUAUGCUGAAGAAUUUAAUGCUUUAUGUUUUCAAUUGGAACAUCGGUAUUAUGGAAAAAGCCAUCCUACUGAAGAUAUGAGUACCAAAAAUUUAGUAUACUUGAGUAGUGAACAAGCAUUAACGGAUUUGGCGGAAUUUAUAGUCAAUAUUCAAAUAAAGUAUGACAUUCCAGCUACUACUAAAUGGAUAGCAUUUGGAGGAUCUUACCCAGGAUCUUUGGCUGCAUGGUUGAGAAUGAAAUUUCCACAUCUAGUGCAUGCUGCAGUAUCUUCAAGUGGUCCUUUAUUGGCAAAAAUAGAUUUUAAAGAAUAUUUUAAGGUGGUUGAAAAUGCAUUAGCAACGUAUUCACCGGAAUGUGUAUUACAAAUCAAACAAGCAAAUCAAAUGAUCAAUAGCCAAAUCAAAACAAGCAAAGGAGCAAAAAUAAUUGAAAACAAAUUUAAAUUAUGUGAUCCCUUAAAUAUAAACACAAAAAAUGACGUGGAAAACUUGUUUGAGACUUUAGCUGGAAAUUUUGCUGACAUUGUACAAUACAAUAAGGAUAAUAGACUUUAUGAAAAUCCUGAACGGUCAUUAGUAACAUUGGAAACUUUAUGUGAUAUUAUGGUUAACAAAACAAUAAUAACAGCAUUAGACAGGUAUGCAGAUGUUAAUAACAAACUGUUAUCCAUCAAUAAUUUAACUUGUACAGAAUACGUCUAUAAAAAGAUGAUCGAUUCUUAUUUGAAUACAAGUUGGAACAGUGAUUCAGCAGCAGGAGGUCGACAAUGGACAUAUCAAACUUGUACAGAGUUUGGCUUUUUUCAAACAUCUAAUCAAGAUGAUCAUGUGUUUGGUAAUCAGUUUCCAGCUUCAUUUUUUAUUGAUAUGUGCUCUGAUAUUUUUGGAAAGCUGUAUAAUUUUGAUAUUUUGUCUAAUGGAAUUAAAAGAAGUAAUAUUAUGUACGGUGAAUUGAACAUAAAAGAAAACCGAGUAAUUUAUGUUCAUGGAUCUGUUGAUCCAUGGCAUGCAUUAGGCAUCACUCAGACAAAAUCAAAAAAUAACGUUGCAAUUUAUAUUGAAGGGACAGCUCAUUGUGCAAACAUGUAUCCUCCAUCUCCUACAGAUCUUCCGCAGCUGAAACAUGCUCGUGAGAUGAUUAGAGCAUUUUUGAAUGAAUGGUUGACAGAAAAUGACAAUGACUCAUCUGAAGUCGACAAUAUAGAAUUUAAAUACAAAGUUUAAAAUCCAAUAUUUUUGUUAAUUUCAAAAUUGAAUUUCGAUAAGUUAGUAUUAGGUAAUAAGAAUAAUAAUAUUACAUUAUACGUGAGAACGUGGAUAGAUAUAGAUUUUUUUAAAUGAAUAAGUACAUUUCUUUUUUUAAUAACAACUGUUUAUGUCUGUAUUAUACACUAAUAUAAUUACAUUUAUAAUAAUAUUUAUCAAGAUGUAAAAACAUUUUUAUUUUAUUUUUAUUUUCUUGGAGGGAGAUAACCCCUAAAUUCUCCCCUCUGAUUGUGCUGCUGUUAAUACCUAUUAAAUAAAUUACGUAUUAUAAUAAUGAA
This is a messenger RNA of Rhopalosiphum padi (bird cherry-oat aphid), 2178 nucleotides long. RefSeq names its product putative serine protease K12H4.7. The record is from RefSeq and is a predicted model, not a curated record. Bases 332 to 1858 code for a protein of 508 amino acids. NCBI's taxonomy places the organism in Eukaryota, Metazoa, Arthropoda, Insecta, Hemiptera, Aphididae. Gene Ontology annotation, molecular function: dipeptidyl-peptidase activity; serine-type exopeptidase activity. Gene Ontology annotation, biological process: proteolysis. The transcript is spliced from 10 exons.